ACUAUUUCGCAACAGAGUUUAGUUGGCGUUGAGUCGCCGUGAUGAUAACUUCAUCUAAAAGUUUAGUGUGUAAUUUCCAAUAAGCAGCCAGCCCUGAAGUCUUUGAAGGAUUUAACAGUAAAGUAAUUGAGAACAAAGAUUUUAAAUGAUGAAGAUAAGUUUAAGUUCUAUUUAGUAUCUUGUGCGACGUUGUACUAUGGAGCGAUUUAACGGAAAGGUGGCGAUUGUAACUGGUGCGAGUUCUGGGAUUGGGAAGGCGAUUGCUUCACAGUUGGUUGAAGAAGGAAUGAAUGUUGCAGGAUUGUCAAGGCGAAAGGAGAAGCUCGAAGAGUUACGUGAUAGUUUAGGUGGCUUAAAGGGGGUAUUUCACCCCGUUCCGGUUGAUAUGAGUAAAGAAGCAGAUAUUAUUCAAGCAUUCGACUAUGUAGCAGAACAUUUGGGGGCCAUUCACGUGCUUGUCAACAGUGCAGGCUGUAGUAGAAUAACGCCGCUUUCGUGUGGGGAAACGGAUAAUUGGAAAGACAUAUUUGAUAUCAACGUUAUUGGAUUGUCGAUUGCCACCAGAGAGGCUCUCAAAAACAUGGCCGCGAAUCAAACAGAUGGUCAUAUCGUACAUAUUAACAGCAUAUAUGGACACUACGCAACAAAAUUAAACAAUUCCAUGUACUGUGCUUCCAAGUUUGCCGUUACUGCACUAACGGAAUCUCUAAGAUGUGAGCUGAUUGCGAGAAAAAGUCGUACCAAAAUUACAAGCAUCAGUCCCGGCUACGUUGAAACCGAAUUCAUGGACGUUCUCAGCAAAACUAGCAAUGGACUAUUCUCCAAAGAACUCUUGCAUAGCUUUAGGCAUAACAAUCCCUACUUAAAACCGGAAGAUGUCGCCAAUUGCGUUCUUUAUGCGUUGAAGACUCCACCACACGUUCAGGUUCACGAUGUGAUCAUCAGACCGAUUGGAGAAAAAAUUUAAUUACAAGGUUAUUUUCUGAUGUAAUUAUUUGUAUAUUAAAAAAUUAGCAUAUUAACAUGGCAAAUACACAUUUUUGGGGUU
Molecule: messenger RNA, 1048 nt
Organism: Photinus pyralis (common eastern firefly)
Lineage: Eukaryota; Metazoa; Arthropoda; Insecta; Coleoptera; Lampyridae
Product: farnesol dehydrogenase-like
Exons: 5
Coding region: 197-967 (256 amino acids)
Molecular function (GO): oxidoreductase activity
Source: RefSeq, a predicted model, not a curated record